This is a messenger RNA of Exophiala spinifera, 1260 nucleotides long. RefSeq lists its product as uncharacterized. Bases 1 to 1260 code for a protein of 419 amino acids. Lineage: Eukaryota; Fungi; Ascomycota; Eurotiomycetes; Chaetothyriales; Herpotrichiellaceae. Gene Ontology annotation, biological process: polyketide metabolic process. The transcript is spliced from 4 exons. The record is from RefSeq and is a predicted model, not a curated record.
AUGGCUGGACCAACAGAAUUGGAGCCGCAAGUGGCACUACCCACCGCCGAGCUCAGCAGUGUCGACGACCAUAUCUCGCUGUUACCACCGCUCUCGCGACGAGGCUACGGCCCAGGUCUGAUCCUAGUCCUCCCAGCAGACGCACCAACGUAUCCUGAAGGCGGCACGGUCUGCGUCAACCAAACACCUCCACCGCUUCUAAAAUGGGCGGAGGAAGGGUUCGCGGUGGUGGAGAUCCGCGAGGCAGCAUUCAAAUCUACACGCACUGCUCAGGAAGUCUUCGCGAAGGCGGUCGUCGCUCUAGAAGGAUGUGACAAUUGCAACGAGAAAGACGGAAUCGGUCUUAUCGUCUACGACGAGAGUCUAUGGUCCGAAUACCUUUCCGGGACCCAAUUUGACUCUAAUAUCAAAGCAGCCGUCAUCUUCGGAACGACGUCUGAGCACAAGUCGUUGUCGUCAACCUUGCCGAUCUUAUGUCACCUCGCCGGCUCCGCCACAUCACCACCCCCCAAAAGCGCCCCGGGUUUCAAAAUCUACACGUACCCGACGUCCAACUCCUCCAAGUUUGCUCUCCCAUUUCAAUCCGACUUCAAUGGCGCCGACGAAUCCGUCGCGCAUACUCGCAACCUGACGCAUCUGAAGAAGUACAUCCAAGGCGCCGAAUUCGACCUCGAAGCCAUCUGGGAAGAGCACACGUACUACGAGUUCGCGGACCGGUCGGCAGCAAAGACCAUGGGUACCAUGGUUCAAGAGCCAUACGUCAACCAUAUUACCACUAUGACAGGUGGAGUUGGGCGCGAGAAGCUGACGUGGUUCUAUCAAAACAAUUUUAUCCAUAGCAACCCCGACGACACGGAGCUUCAACUCGUGAGCAGGACACUAGGAAUAGACCGAGUUGUGGACGAGUUCAUUUUUAAAUUCACCCAUGAUAGAGAAGUUCCUUGGAUGAUUCCAGGUAUCCCUCCGACAGGAAAGCGAGUCGAAGUUCCAUUCACCGCGGUGGUCUGCAUACGCGGCGACCGUCUGUACCAUGAACACAUCUCUUGGGACCAGGCAUCUGUCCUCAUACAACUUGGCCUCAUGCCUGAAUACUUGCCAUAUCCUCAUGCUCUACCGGACGGAAAGAAGCCAGCCCCAGGUAAGAAGCUUGAAUAUCGAGUUCCAGCCGCUGGGAUUGAGAUAUCCCAGAAGAUGGUCGACAAAAGCAGUAUCCAAUCGAACGGGAUGUUCGAGUAUGAGAUCCGCGAAGUGGACGCGUGA